UAUCAUAGUGGUCACUAUGGAUGGCAGUGCUUCCAACCAUUCCCUGGUGCAGGGGUGUCAUAAUGGUCACUAUGGAUGGCAGUGGUUCCACCCAUUCCCUGGUGCAGGGGUGUCAUAAUGGUCACAUGGAUGGCAGUGGUUCCACCCAUUCCCUGGUGCAGGGGUGUCAUAAUGGUCACAUGGAUGGCAGUGGUUCCACCCAUUCCCUGGUGCAGGGGUGUCAUAAUGGUCACAUGGAUGGCAGUGGUUCCACCCAUUCCCUGGUGCAGGGGUGUCAUAAUGGUCACUAUGGAUGGCAGUGGUUCCACCCAUUCCCUGGUGCAGGGGUAUCAUAAUGGUCACUAUGGAUGGCAGUGCUUCCAUCCAUUCCCUGGUGCAGGGGUAUCUAAUGGUCACUAUGGAUGGCAGUGCUUCCACCCAUUCCCUGGUGCAGGGGUAUCAUAAUGGUCACUAUGAAUGCCAGUGCUUCUUAGAGCACUGCAUAGGCCAUGAUUCUUGGCCUAGGCCAGGAACUUGUUCAAGUUUACCCGCCCAAACCCAGCCCGGUGACUAAAAGCGAGACCCAGGCCCAACCCAAACCCAAGAAAAAGUUUCGCCUACCCAGCCUGGCCCAGCCAGACCGCAAUUCGGGCCCGACAGGGGCUCGAACCACUAAUAUAGCUAGUGUUUCCCGAACAUGGAAUCGACAGCAAGGUGCGUUAUGUAGCAAAUAUCUACACUUUCUUGGCACAUGUUUCACUAACAAAUAUACAUUAACCUACGGUAAUUUCUCGUAAAAGGGGGCUCACGGUGGAAACAGUUGAGCUGAGAUGCUGUGUGCAGUGCAUGUUUUUCAGCAGUGGUAUACUGUACCUAUUUUCUGUGCAAAUACGAUGAGGAUCAAGGGCAUUUUGUAGCAGAUAAUAUUGCAGCAAGGAAAGUGAUAUGGAGCACGAGUUCAGUUUCAAUAUGGAGCGCAUUAACAGGAGACAGAGAACAGAAUGCCCUCUUCACUUUCUUUUUAUUGCACUCUCUGUUGAAAUUUAAACCAUGCUCUAAUGACAAAGCCGAUCGUGCACCCUUAUGGAUAUGUAGCACCUGUCUUCAGCAUAGUAGCACCUUGCCACAGGAAGAGAAAUAGAGGGAAAAAGCAAAAUACAGUAGACUGCCGUUAAGACGAACUCGAAGGGACCGCGGUCAUCUGUUCAUUUUAUCAGGUGUUCGGCUUAUCAGAAGUGCCCCCAAUAAAAGAGAUGCUAACAUACCAAGUGCAUCUAAAUAUGUUACUUGAAAACACUGAACGGAGUAGACUUACAAUGGGGGCAAAAAGACAAGAAAAAGCAUUUAUUUGGCUCAUCUAGAUAAGAACUAUGUCUUCAAGCAGAGUAUUACACGAAUCGUACGAGCACGUGAUUUCGCGGGUUCAAAAAUAAAAAAAGUUCAUGAAGACAUGAAGAUACUGCUACCACAUUUUAAAGGGACACUAAAGAGCAAAACGAUUUUUCUCGCAUUAGUAAAGUAGUCUUCCACGAUACCAAAAACACCACGCUUUCUGCGUGAAG
Rhipicephalus sanguineus (brown dog tick) is the source of this 1541-nucleotide messenger RNA. RefSeq lists its product as uncharacterized. The record is from RefSeq and is a predicted model, not a curated record. The coding region runs from base 76 to 444 and encodes 122 amino acids. NCBI's taxonomy places the organism in Eukaryota, Metazoa, Arthropoda, Arachnida, Ixodida, Ixodidae. The transcript is spliced from 9 exons.